Molecule: messenger RNA, 1296 nt
Organism: Cydia amplana
Lineage: Eukaryota; Metazoa; Arthropoda; Insecta; Lepidoptera; Tortricidae
Gene: Uba5
Product: ubiquitin-like modifier-activating enzyme 5
Exons: 9
Coding region: 103-1284 (393 amino acids)
Biological process (GO): protein ufmylation
Cellular component (GO): cytoplasm; cytosol
Molecular function (GO): UFM1 activating enzyme activity
Source: RefSeq, a predicted model, not a curated record
AAAUAAAAACGUCAAUUUGACACUUCACUUGACAACUCAGCUAGCCAGCUGGGUAGUUGCUCUCGAUAGUUUUUGUGCAAAAUUCAGGAUAUUAACAGAAAAAUGUCUACUGUCGAAGAAUUACAGAAGAAAGUGCAAGAGUUGGAGGCCAAACUAGCGGCCGUCCAAGGAAACGGGGGCCCAGUGCGGCAGAAAAUUGACGUGAUGUCGUCCGAAGUUGUGGAUUCUAAUCCCUAUAGUCGUCUCAUGGCACUGAAGAGGAUGGGUAUAGUGGACAACUAUGAGAGGAUCCGAGAGCUGUCAGUGGCAGUAGUGGGAGUUGGUGGUGUCGGCAGUGUCACUGCGGAGAUGCUCACCCGUUGUGGGAUUGGGAAGCUCAUCCUCUUCGACUAUGACAAGGUAGAGCUGGCGAACAUGAACCGGCUCUUCUUCCAACCACACCAAGCGGGGCUCAGCAAGGUGGCUGCGGCUGCUGCUACCCUCCAGAACAUUAACCCUGAUGUGGCCAUUGAUGUUUACAAUUACAAUAUCACAACGGUGGAGAAUUUUCAGAAGUUCUGUGAUGCUGUUAGCACUGGCAGUUUGACUGGCGGCCCAGUGGAUCUGGUCCUCAGUUGCGUGGAUAACUUCGAAGCCCGCAUGGCCAUCAAUACAGCCUGCAAUGAGCUCAAUCAGAAGUGGUUUGAGAGCGGAGUCAGUGAGAAUGCUGUAUCGGGGCAUAUACAGUUUAUUGUGCCCGGAGUGACCGCCUGUUUUGCUUGUGCACCCCCUCUAGUGGUGGCGUCUAAAAUCGACGAGCGUACGUUAAAACGCGAGGGUGUGUGUGCGGCCAGCCUGCCUACUACUAUGGGCAUCGUCGCCGGGUUCCUUGUACAAAACACGCUGAAGCAGCUGCUAGGGUUUGGAACAGUCAGCCACUACCUGGGUUACAGCGCGCUUACGGACUUCUUUCCUAUGAUGAGCUUGAAGCCGAAUACCCAAUGCGACGACAACCACUGUCGCACGCGGCAGGUCGAGGCGCGCGCGCGGCCGCAGGUGGAGCUCGCCACCGAGGUCACCGAAGACGCGGCACCCGUACACGCUGACAACGAAUGGGGAAUCAGUUUGGUGGAUGAAAAUUGCCCUGAAGACGAAGAUACCUCCAAUUUGAAGUUAGUUGACGGUGUUCAGGUAGCCUACAGUAUACCGGUAGACAACAGUACUCCCGAAUCAAGUACGGGUGGCGCCGUGGCUGCCUCCGAGCUGUCUCUCGAAGAACUCAUGCAGCAGAUGAAGUCCAUAUAAACCUGUUGUAGA